CGUUUUACUUGGAUUUUGUAGUUGAUUCUGAUGAGUCAGGGGUUAUGAAUAUCUACCUUGUUCCCUCGGAAGAUUCACCGGAGGUUCUUAUGACAUAUUUGAAUGGAGUGGAGAUAAUGGAGAUUAUAGGGGAAUUAAAUGUAGUUAUCGAGCCAGAUAAAAGUAAGAAAACUGUCUUCCUUGUGGUCGGUCCUGUUGGGGGUCUACUUGUUUGCGUCUUGGCAGUUGGGUUGUUUAUUUUUUUGAAGAAGAGGAAGAGAAGAUCGGUAGAAACUUCAGUUUGGUCGCCGUUCAAUGUACACGGCGGCGGAAGCUCCAAUAGCAAGGGGACUGACAGAACCAUCAAUGUCUUCCGGGGCCCAAAUUUGAACCUUGGCCUGAGAAUGCCCUUCGCCGAAAUUCAGUCUGCUACAAACAAUUUUGAUGAGAAGCUGCUGAUUGGAAAGGGUGGAUUCGGAAAUGUUUACAUAGGAAAACUCAAAAACGGCUCGAAAGCUGCGGUAAAACGGGGUCAACCAAGGUCCGGCCAAGGGUUAUCGGAAUUUCAUACAGAAAUCAUGAUCCUAUCCAAAAUCCGCCACCGCCAUCUUGUUUCCCCGAUAGGAUACUGUGAUGAAAGACUUCAAAUCUGCAUCGAUGCAGCUAGAGGCCUUCAUUACCUCCACAAAGAAUGUGCUGGAGGAAUCAUCCAUCGUGAUAUCAAGUCGACAAACAUCCUGCUCGAUGAAAACCUCAUCGCCAAAGUUGCAGAUUUCGGGCUCUCCAAGUCAGCUCCAAUGGAUCAAACCGAUGUAAGCACAGGGAUCAAAGGCACAUUUGGUUACCUCGAUCCUGAAUACUUCAAUACACAUCAAUUAACUGAGAAAUCCGAUGUUUACUCCUUCGGCGUGGUGCUUCUUGAGGUGCUAUGUGCAAGACCAGCUAUUAUUAGUGGAGAUCCCCAGCUUCCAGUGGAACAGGUGAACUUAGCGGACUGGGGACUUCUAUGCCACCGAAAAGGGUUGCUUGAGACGAUCGUGGAUCCAUCAAUAAAGGGUCAGAUCAAUCCCAACUCACUGAGGAUAUUUGCAGAGACGGUAAAGAAAUGUCUGCUAGAAGAUGGUGCGAAUCGACCUAGCAUGGACAAAGUGCUGUGGGACUUGGAAUAUGCUUUACAUCUCCAGCAAACUGCAGUGUACAGAAAGCCUCAUGAGGACAGCACCAUUGAUGCUACCUUUGGUUUGCGAUUGGCUAACGUCCAACGACUCCCUUCACUUAGCCUGCAAAUUGAGAGAGACGACAUGCCCAUUUCGAGGGACAGCACUACAGAUGAGGCUUUCCCAUCUGCUAGUGAGUUUUUUCUAAACUGAGAGUCAACGGCGCAAGAUAAGGCCUUUAAUUCUCUUUCAAAUUGGUCUUUAAAUAUGAGGCAAUACUCUGCAUUAUGAUCAGUCCAUCUAAAUCUAAAAUGGAAACUUUCUGGGUAAUCCAAUCAAUUGCUACAGGGUUG
Messenger RNA from Rubroshorea leprosula, 1489 nucleotides. Lineage: Eukaryota; Viridiplantae; Streptophyta; Magnoliopsida; Malvales; Dipterocarpaceae. The record is from the annotation of a GenBank genome assembly.